UUUUGACAUUUCUAAUUCGAACGUUGUUUUUAUUCAUAUACAAGGCCCGUUUACAAUGAAACAAGGUCCAUUUACUCCCACUUAGAAAUGGCCCAACGUAUUGUCUUAACUCUUAAACCCUAAAAGAUUCUGUAUUUGUUUUUUUGUUUUAGGUGUCUCGAUCAGAUUUGCAGGAUAGAUUUGGUCAGUCAUGCAUUCUCUGUUAAUCCAUGGAAGAAAGUCUCUUUUGAGAGGUUCAGUGCAAAAACAUGUAUUCUCUGCUUUUCCCAGAACGUUCUCCUCCGUAAGUGAUGGUCGAAAAUGGAGGAGGAAUUUGCCAGUCGUCGCUUACGAGGGUCUAACUCUAAAACAGACAGAAAGGUUAACGAGGUUAGUCUACUCCAAGCAAGAUGCAAUUCUGAUUCUUCUUAGACGUCAUGGGUUCACAGAUUCUCAGUUCGGCGACAUGGUUGAGAGUUACCCACCAUUGUUUGACUUAGAUGCUCGCAAGUCCAUUGCUCCCAAGCUUAAGUUUCUGCGGUCUAGAGGAGCUACAAGUCUUGAACUCUCUGAGAUCCUACCGAAAAUUCCUAAAAUCUUGGGAAUGGAAGGGACUAAAACUGCCGGCUUAUACUAUCAUGUCUUCAAAUACAUGACAACCGCAGAUAAGAGUGGAAAUUUAGCUCCACUAAAGGGUGGUGGUAUGCAGGGGAAUGUCAUGAGAAAUGUAUGGGCUUUGAGAGAACUUGGUGUGCCUCAGAAUCUCUUGUUAUCCUUGCUUACAUCUGAUAACAAACUUGUCUUUGGGAAAAGAAGAAGAUUUGAAGAAACAGUGAACAAGGUUGUUGGUAAGGGUCUUGAUCCCACGAAGCCAAAGUUUGUCGAGGCUCUAAAAGUUAUUUACAAAAUGAGUGACAAAACAGAAGAAGAAGAAGAAAAGAUCAAUAUCUAUAAGAGGUUAGGCUUUGCUGUGGGGGAUGUAUGGUCUCUUUUCAAGAAGUUUCCAAGGAUUCUGGCACUCCCGGAGAAGAAUAUAUUAAACUCCAGUGAAACCUUUCUAAGCCUAGGAUUCAGCAGAGAUGAGUUCAAGAUGAUGAUAAAACGACAUCCUCCAUGCAUUGCAUAUUCUGCAGAGUCGGUGAAGAAGAAGGCUGACUUUCUGAUGAAGGAGAUGAAAUGGUCUUUGUGCCCUAAGAUGCUGUCUUACAGCAUGGAGGAGAGGAUUCUACCAAGGUGUAACGUAAUUAAAGCUUUGAUGUCGAAAGGAUUAAUUGGAAGUGAAUUCCCCUCUGCCGCCACUGUGUUGAUAUGUACAAAUCAGAGUUUCUUGAAAAAAUUUGUGAGAAAACACGAAGACAAGGAGCUUGUGGCUGAGUUGAUGGCUCUUUUCACCGCCCGUGGUGAUCUUGCUUCUUGUGUUAAAUCAAUGGUGGCGGAGGAAGAAGAAAUACUAGAGCCUCAAGCUAAAGUGACAAGCAAGGUUUACUUUGAUGUGGAAAUUGGAGGUGAAGUUGCUGGAAGAAUUGUGAUGGGUCUUUUUGGAGAAGUUGUGCCUAAAACCGUUGAAAAAUUUCGUGUCUUGUGUACUGGUGAGAAAAAUUACGGGUACAAGGGUUCUUCCUUCCACCGUAUCAUCAAGGAAGGAGGUGAUUUCACCGAGGGAAAUGGCACUGGAGGUAUAAGUGUCUACGGUGCCAACUUUGAAGUUGAAAACUUCACCCUGAAGCAUACUGGAGCUGGAAUCUUGAGCAUGGCAAACGCUGGUCCUAAUACUAAUAAUGGAAGCCAGAUUUUCAUUUGCACCGUCAAGACUCCAUGGUUAGAUAACAAGCAUGUUGUGUUUGGACAAGUCAUUGAAGGUAUGAAGCUUGUGAGGACACUUGAAUCUCAGGAGAAAGGUUGCAGAAUCUAUGCCUGCGGAGAGCUCCCGAUGGAAGCUUGAAAACCACCAUUAAAACCGGUGCAUUGUCAUUGCGCUCUUUGUUCUGUUUUUUUGUUGUUGCUGUUAUGACUAUUGAGUAAACCAAACUAUCGAAAAGCCAAAGAUUUUCAAAUUGUGCUCUUUUGUUUCUUUAUUUUGGAUACAUAUGAGCUAAAAGUACAAUUUAAGUUUCUCUUGAUCAA
Messenger RNA from Arabidopsis lyrata subsp. lyrata, 2103 nucleotides. RefSeq lists its product as uncharacterized. Gene Ontology annotation, molecular function: double-stranded DNA binding; peptidyl-prolyl cis-trans isomerase activity. The record is from RefSeq and is a predicted model, not a curated record. The transcript is spliced from 6 exons. Lineage: Eukaryota; Viridiplantae; Streptophyta; Magnoliopsida; Brassicales; Brassicaceae. Gene Ontology annotation, biological process: regulation of DNA-templated transcription; protein peptidyl-prolyl isomerization. The coding region runs from base 191 to 1921 and encodes 576 amino acids.